This is a messenger RNA of Acanthoscelides obtectus, 1228 nucleotides long. Lineage: Eukaryota; Metazoa; Arthropoda; Insecta; Coleoptera; Chrysomelidae. The record is from the annotation of a GenBank genome assembly.
AACUGUGACAUAUAACAGCUGAUUCAUGAUGUCACGGAUCUUAUAACCAAACUGAUAACCACACUCACUUGAACGGAUCGGUAAGUACCAACCCAAAAUGGUUAAUACCAUUUUCAUUUGGUUAUCCGCUUGAAUUUGAUUCUUGUCAGGGAGUCGAAAUAUAUUUCAUUAGCUUAGUUUGGUUAUGGUUGCUGGUGAUGUCACCAAGAAAUCCCAGUGAGGGACUGCCAUUAGAAUAUUUACCUUCAAAAUCUACUACAUACUUUGCAAGCAUAUUUUUUUGUAUCUAUCAUUUACUGAUGAUAGCCUUGUCAGUUUAUAGAUUUCUAAAUAAUGAAUUAGGUUAAAACUUGGUUCGUAGAGAACAUCAUAAAAACUCAAAAGAUAAUCUUCAUAAUUAAGUCUUCACUACAUCCAUUUUGAUUAUUCUUAUAUAGAUAUAGGUAAGACUUGCAUUUUAUGGUGGGGUGGAAACUAGAGCCCCAGUGAUUAACUUUUGAAUAAGGGCAGCAAUAAAGGUGUUCAUGAAUUUAUCAUAUCACCAAAUGCAAGGCUUAACCUACUAACCUCCUUAUUAUUUAAUCCAGCAAGUGGACUGAUGAAGAAAUCGAGAUGCUGAGGCAAGUUGUAAAGCAAUUCUCUGAUGGUUUGAACCAAAUCAGUGAUCACAUAAAGCGUAGAACUGUAUCUCAAAUCAGGACAGCUUUGAAAAAGAAGGCUUUUGAAGAUGCAGGACUUCCUAUUAGACAGAUUUCAACUGUGGCCCAACCUCAACAACAAACACAAACUGCACAACAACAGCAACAACAGCAGCAGGCCCAACAGCAACAGCAACAAGUCCAACAACAGCUAAUAAAGUCCGAGGUGACCCUGAACAUGCUGAACGCCGCUGCAGAAUCCGAAGUAGAUGUGGAGGGUUUGCACGAGGAGGUUAAGCUCGAGUUUGACGGCGCCAACGAGGAGGUGACCACGUGACUGCCGGCAUCCAAGAGAUGGUGAGACGACAAAAGAGAAAACUGAUGGACAUGAAAGAGUUAGUUGAGUAUCUCUAGAUAUGUGAAUGUGUUAUGUAUUUUGUAAUGUUCUCAUUUAGCAAAAAAUAUUAUGUAACUUCAAAACCAUUAUUUUAAACCUCAUUGUUGAGCUGUGUUGAUAACAGAGUUUUAAGUUAUCUUACACCACUUCAUCAUAACAUUGUAAAUUACAUUCAAUAAAGUUUUCAAAGUAA